Molecule: messenger RNA, 96 nt
Organism: Aphanomyces astaci
Lineage: Eukaryota; Oomycota; Saprolegniomycetes; Saprolegniales; Verrucalvaceae
Exons: 1
Source: RefSeq, a predicted model, not a curated record
GGAACGCUGACGUCGCCGGUAUCCGAUCAUUGGCGGUGCUACUCCGCUUACCUGGCGUCGUGGUCACGCCAAGCCGAGACCGUUGUCAUGCUGUAG